AUGGAGGGGUCUCGCGAGCCGCUGCUGGACGCCAAGGACAAGGUCACCAACCAGCUUGUAGAUUUUCAGUGGAAACUGGGCAUGGCUGUGAGCUCAGACAGUUGCAGAUCACUUAAGUAUCCUUAUGUUGCAGUGAUGCUAAAAGUGGCAGAUCAUUCAGGCCAAGUAAAGACCAGGUCUUUUGAAAUGACAAUUCCACAGUUCCAGAAUUUCUACAGACAGUUCAAGGAAAUUGCUGCAAUUAUUGAGACUGUGUGA
This is a messenger RNA of Pipistrellus nathusii (Nathusius's pipistrelle), 258 nucleotides long. The record is from the annotation of a GenBank genome assembly. Lineage: Eukaryota; Metazoa; Chordata; Mammalia; Chiroptera; Vespertilionidae.